This is a messenger RNA of Prinia subflava (tawny-flanked prinia), 2759 nucleotides long. RefSeq names its product adrenomedullin (gene ADM). NCBI's taxonomy places the organism in Eukaryota, Metazoa, Chordata, Aves, Passeriformes, Cisticolidae. Gene Ontology annotation, molecular function: hormone activity; adrenomedullin receptor binding. Bases 147 to 689 code for a protein of 180 amino acids. Gene Ontology annotation, cellular component: extracellular region. The record is from RefSeq and is a predicted model, not a curated record. Gene Ontology annotation, biological process: adenylate cyclase-activating G protein-coupled receptor signaling pathway; positive regulation of heart rate; regulation of systemic arterial blood pressure. The transcript is spliced from 4 exons.
GUGGAGCGCAGAGCUCGACAGUGAUUACUUCACACACACACACAAAGGAGGAGUUCUUGCUUCUCAGGAAACCCUGCAAGCUCAGAUCUCUACUACAAAAACAUUUGUCUCAGUGGAUUAUCCUCACUGUCAGGAACCUAGCCAGAAUGAAACUAGUUCACGUAGCCCUGCUCUAUCUCGGCACUGUGACCUUCCUCGGGGUGGAUGCUGCAAGGGUGGACGUAGCGACAGAGUUCAAAAGAAAAUGGACGAAAUGGGCACUAAGCCGCUCCAAGCGGGACGUGAAGCCUGCAGGCGUCCUUCGAGGACUAGGGGCAGCCGCCGACGUGCUGCCUCUCAUACGCACCCAGGACAUGAAGGAGGAUUCCCGAGUCUCGCCUGCCAGCAACCGGGGCGAUGCUCACAUCCGCGUCAAGCGCCAACGCCAGAGCAUGAACAGAUUCCCUCACUUCCAAACAAAGGCGUGCCGCUUCGGGACGUGCACGGUGCAUUGGCUGGUCGAUGAGCUCCACAGGGCGGCCGUCAACGAUAGGAACGAUGCCGCCCCUCCAAACAAGAUCAGCCCCCAGGGCUACGGCCGCCGGCGGCGUUCCCUGCCCGAGCGCCGCAGCCCAGCGCUCUCCCCCCACUCCGGACGGCGGCCACGAAGGCGCCAGGCGCAGUCCCUCGGCCCCGUCCUCGGAGUCUGAGCGCGGCAAGACCCAGCCGAGGCCGCCUCGACGGAUGGACUGAGGCACGGGUUAAGAUCCGCCAGGAUUGCGGAGAGCACCUGGCCGGGCGGGACCCCGGCGCGCCCUCCGCAGGGGAGCUGAGAAGGACAGCGGUGCUGUGCCCCUCGCCCGCCACGGACUCUUGCCCUCGCCGGGCCGGGCACUGCCGGCUCCCGCAGCAGCUGCCUCCCGGGACGUGAAGGUACCGCCGCUGCUCCAGGGGGCCGGACGGCCCUCGCAGUCCUCCCGAGCCCCGCCGCCCCGAGGAGGGGAUGCUCAGAGGGGAACCCGCCGGUGGGCGACGGGCCCCGGCCUCGCCCUCUGCCCCGAGGGUCGGAGGGUGCGCGUCAGACGUGGGCAAGGACAGGCCCACAUCUGCUCUACCCUCUGCGUUAUGUGCACCCGGCAGGGAAUCGGACUCUCAUUAGUCCCUGGAGGGACUGCGAUAUACUUGAACGUGACAGAGAGGAAAAGUGCAAUUGUACGUGGUUUUUGUUAAUUAUAAGUGCGGUGUGUGUGUAUUAUGAGGUAUGCAUUAGUAUUUAAGAUUGUUCUGUGUCAUGUCUUUUUUAAAAAUAUAUUUUAUUUUUAUACGGUUUAUAUAUAUAUAUAUAUUGCAUAAGGGCAUUUUAAAACAUUGUAUCCCCUCUAUUUUUCAUAUCAUGAAUGUCAAAAGUUAAACUCUUUUUCCAUACCUUUUUUUAUCUUGCAUUCCAGACUGGUGAAAGAUAUAGAGAAUGUAUCAGCUGUUCUCCAUGGGUAAUAUGUGAAAUAAAAUAAACACAAUUACAUAAAACACUUCAGUUAUGUUGUCUUUAGUGAGGCAGUGGUCAAGACGAAUCGUUUCUCACUGUGUUAAGUCCUACUCAUGCCAAGAGUGGCAUGUGGGAUAGACCAAAACGUGGGAUAUGUGGGCUAGAGUGGCAGUCCUGGGAUAGACCAAAACUCUUCCAUUGCAGACUUUGUUAGCAGCCAUCUUAUCUCAUCAAAUGGUGUAGGCUCCGAGCCAGCAAUGCAUCCUAAAAUUCCUGUGCGGGUCUGUCAAGAAGGCUCUAAGGCUCUUUUCUGCCCACACAUUCAAGCCAGGGCUGAAAUGUGUCACAGCUUGGAUUGAUCAUGCAAGUUUAUUUUUUGCCCUAAUUAAUCAGAGAAACAACUGCACACUUCAACAUUGCACAACAAAGUAACAGAUUUAUUGAGACAGCACGUUCCAAAAAUGGUCAUGGCAGCUUCCAAGGUUAUUUAUGUUGAAGGAUUUCCUGGGCCACAGUUCAGGUUAAAGUUAAAUGGUGACCGGUUCAGUGUGGGGAGAACAUUUUGGAUUAAAGCUUAGCAUGAGGGAUUUUGUUGUUUUGUUUUCUUCUCUCUCUCUCUCUCUUUCUCUUUUUUUUAAACAAAUUCCAAGCACUGACCAAAAAACAAAUGUGAAACUGAACCUUAUUAAUGCACCACCAGCACCAUCUAUUGGUGUCUACUCCUUGCACUCCAAGAAAACAAACCUACAACCUAAAAAACUGUAUCUGAAUAACUUAUUGGGUGAAACAUAGCAUUUCCUCUAUUUUACCAUAUCUCUGAACAUAUAAAAGUUGACAUAUACAGGAGAGGACUGUGGAACAGCAGAACUCAAUGCCACUAGAAUAAAUGAAGUGGGGAUUCAAGUUUUUUUUUUUUUUUUUUUUUUUUACCUAAUAUUAAAUUCCUCAAGAAAAUGUAUUUACAAGAAAAAUUGAACUGGCAGUGACACCUUUCCAGGAAACUGCUGCAAAAACUUUGGGUAGGGAUCUAGUGAUGAGAUGCUUGGCAUGUAUUCAUGAUUUUUCUUUCCAGGCUUCGAAGUUCUGCUCAGAAUUGCCUAUUUUAGUUACUUUCUAAGCACUUUCAACUAAGAUUUCUGAAAUCCUGACAGAAUUUCAGUGGGUUUCAAGUGGGUUUUCCACUUGAAACAUUAAGAAAAGAAAAGAAAAGAAAAGAAAAGAAAAGAAAAGAAAAGAAAAGAAAAGAAAAGAAAAGAAAAGAAAAGAAAAGAAAAGAAAAGAAAAGAAAAGAAAA